Messenger RNA from Cordyceps militaris CM01, 2556 nucleotides. RefSeq names its product La domain family. Gene Ontology annotation, cellular component: cytoplasmic stress granule; cytosol. The record is from RefSeq and is a predicted model, not a curated record. The transcript has 6 exons. Bases 1 to 2556 code for a protein of 851 amino acids. Lineage: Eukaryota; Fungi; Ascomycota; Sordariomycetes; Hypocreales; Cordycipitaceae. Gene Ontology annotation, biological process: positive regulation of translation. Gene Ontology annotation, molecular function: RNA binding.
AUGGCUACCGCUUCAGCUUUCUCCUAUGCCCAGGCCGCAAAGGGCCAAAAUUCCAAUCCCGAAUCACCUCAGUCUACCUCCCAGGCCGCAGAUUCGCUCUCCACGGUUCCUACGUCCGCCGCUACCUCGCUGGAUGACGCCUCUCUCGCCGACUCUGGCAGUCAUGCCAAAAUUGCCGCAUCUGCCGAAAAGCACGACGCCGCUUCUGCUGACAAGCACGACGCCGCCAGCACAGUCGGUUCCGAGAGCGAUAUCCGCUCCGAGUCCGUCCUUUCCAGACGUACAGAUGCCCGCAGGGAUGAUGAACUGAGCAGAUUAGAGCGUCCCUGGCGUAGAAACGACAGGGAUGCCCCAUCAUCGACUCGAUCCGACGACGCCGACUCGAAACGCCGAAAGGGCAAGAACAAGGGCGACAAGUCUGCCGACGAGGAGCUGCCAAAGGUUGAGCUGACCGAGGCCCCCGUUCCCUCCGUCAACAUCUGGCAGCAGCGUCGAGAUGCCGCCGCCGCCAAGGUUGUCAGGCCGGAUGACGCCAGCAGCACCGCUGCCUCGGAAGACAUCAAACCGCCUCCCAAGGUUACCGACUUCGCCGGUGCCGUCAACGGCCACAAGACCACCACCCGCAAGCGAGCUCCCGCCCCCGUCGACGAUGCCAUGCUGUGGCCUACCCCCGAGAUUGCUGUCCAGGAAGACAAGGACACCAAGAAGAAGGAUACCAAGCCCGAGUCCAAGGAGACUCAAGAUGACACUGCCAAACCCCGCACCAAGGAGAAAUGGGUUACCUAUGAAUACGUUCCCACUGUCAACUUUGAGACGCAAUUACCACAGAUGCGUAACACCAAGCCUCGUGGUGGUGCCCGCAAUGUCAACGGUGGUCGCCCCAGCGCCCCCGCCCAGACUGGCGACAAGGCAGGCUCUGUUGCCCCUGCCCCCAAGACCAACGACAGAAGACAGAGCACGGCAAACGGCGCUCCUCGCACCGGCUCACAGCCCCCGAGCAAGAGGGCGUCCGUUGACGUCGCCACUCUCCGUGAGCAACGCAAGGUUUCUGGCAGCACUGCCAGUGAAAAGGCCAAGGAUGCCGCCCCCGCUGCUUCUGUUGAGCAGUCGCAACCACCCCGCGAACGUGCCGAAGGUCGUGCCGACAGAGGCCGCGGUGGAUAUCGGGGACGUGGCGGCCACCACACCAGCUCACACACUCAGCACCAGCACGCCGGCCCCUUCAACGGCAACGGCCCUGCCACCGGCCGUCCUCAGGGUCCAUACAGCCCGCCACCUCGUGGUGGUCACGGUCAGAUGUUCGUGCCCCCCACGCAGAGGGGACGCGGUGGCCGUGGCAGCGCUACCAACUUUCAUCGCAUGUCGCUUCCCGGCGGCCGCAUGCCUGCUGUCCAGACUCAGUUUGCAUCGUAUGAAUACCUUGUGGCCCCUAUGAGCGCCAUGCCCUACCAGCCUCAGCCAUACUGGGACAACAUGAUGGUUCCCGUUCUCAAGAACCAGAUUGAGUACUACUUCUCCAUUGAGAACUUGUGCAAGGACAUGUACCUCCGGCAACGAAUGGACUCGCAGGGAUUCGUUCCCCUGCACUUUAUUGCCGCCUUUAAGCGCGUUCGCGAGUUGUCGGCCGACAUUGGCAUGCUUCGCACGGUCUGCGAAAUGUCCAUGGAGAUCGACCUGGUCGUUGGCGAGGACGACGUUGAGCGCGUGCGCAGAAGUGAGGGCUGGGAGAGUUUUGUCCUCCCGCUGGAGGACCGCGACGAUUUGGCUAGAAACCAUGGCCCCGUCAAGCUUUCCUUCAAAAGCCGUCUACCGUACCCCAUGCCACCUCAGUAUAACGGCAUGCAGAUGCCUUAUGGCAUGCCCUCCCCACCUCCAUUUGCCCCACACGAGCAGUUUCAGCAGUUUUUCGAUCACCACGCCAUGAAUGGCGUCAACGGUAUUAAUGGACACAGCCAGAAGGGUUCGCAGCUUUCUGCUGCCGUGCCGGACUUUGCGCCAGCUGGGGCUCUUCAGACUCUCAAGCUCAACGGAACAGUCAAUGGCACCCACGAGAAGCAGAACGGUGUCUACGCCGGGGCCGAGGCUUGCAAAAUACCCGCAGCGGCUCUUGAACAAGAUUUUCAUCUAUAUUUUGUUGGCAUGAUGGUCAAAGCGAACAAGGCUUGUGAAUUUCGGGGACACACUAUGACCCAAGAACUUGGGUACCAAAAGUUGAAGAGGAAAAAGGUUGACCACGGCGUUUGCACCAGGCUUGUUUUUCAAACCGAGUCAUUGCAUCGAUUACAUGAGCUGCCGAGUCUGAAUGAAGACAGCAUCAUUGGAAACCCGACACCUUGGCUGGUUUUUCUCGGGAUUUUGUUUCUUUUUUCGUGUUCACCAUUUCACCGAGCGACGUUCGACGAGCCUCGGCCAAGUUCAUUUACGACAUCGACAUCGGAACACUGGAAGCGUGAUAUCAUGAAGGGAGUUUUGACUACCGACAGACUUAUCCUGUCGACAUACACAUUGGACCUCAACAUAUUAAAAAGCAGAAAAACAAAGAAGAUUUAUCGUUGA